Messenger RNA from Herpailurus yagouaroundi (jaguarundi), 1464 nucleotides. It is a transcript of the gene UFC1, whose product is annotated as ubiquitin-fold modifier conjugating enzyme 1. Gene Ontology annotation, cellular component: cytoplasm. Gene Ontology annotation, biological process: protein K69-linked ufmylation. The transcript is spliced from 6 exons. Gene Ontology annotation, molecular function: UFM1 conjugating enzyme activity. NCBI's taxonomy places the organism in Eukaryota, Metazoa, Chordata, Mammalia, Carnivora, Felidae. The coding region runs from base 601 to 1104 and encodes 167 amino acids. The record is from RefSeq and is a predicted model, not a curated record.
AGUUUUCCUGCGAUCUUUAAACUGCUUGGGCACUUAUUAAGAAUUCUCUAAUUCGAUUGUGUUAAUUCUUCAGGACCCAGGGUGUGUAUACUUUGAUUCCCCAUGGUUUCCAAUCAUUAUCACGAGUUCAAUAUCCUUCUGUUGGAUGACUGCUUUGCCCCUGCUACCUGAACCGAACUACAUGGAAGCUAAGGAAGCUUAUCCAAACACGUGAACAGCGCGUUUCAGGAAGACAGUGCCCCGCACAGUGCCUACACCAGCCUGAAAUUCUAACAACUCUCCCAAGUUUGGGAAGGCGGCCGAGUUUUCUGAAACUCCUUCUCUGAGCAUGAGCGGAAGUCACCCUUUGAGCAAUCUGCGGGUUUUUUAAAUAAUAGGUGCCAUAUUAAGAAGCAAUCCGUUACGUUCUCUCUUUUCCGUUGCACCCACAAGCAAGUGACCAGGUGACAAAUUUGUCUUCGUUACAAGAAAAUAAAGACCGCACUCAAAGAAGUCCGAAGGCAGCCCAACAGCCCAUCGUCCCACAGUAAAGAUGGCGGCCCCCUGAGUGUAAACUGCAGGCAGUACCACUUCCGCGUUUCUCUGGCGCCCUCGUCCAAGAUGGCGGACGAGGCUACCCGGCGUGUGGUGUCUGAGAUCCCGGUGCUGAAGACUAACGCCGGACCUCGAGAUCGUGAGUUGUGGGUGCAGCGACUCAAAGAGGAAUAUCAGUCUCUUAUCCGGUACGUGGAGAACAACAAGAAUGCCGACAAUGAUUGGUUCCGACUGGAGUCCAACAAGGAAGGGACUCGGUGGUUUGGAAAAUGCUGGUACAUCCAUGACCUGCUCAAAUAUGAGUUUGACAUCGAGUUUGACAUUCCUAUCACAUACCCCACUACUGCUCCAGAAGUUGCAGUCCCUGAACUGGAUGGAAAGACAGCAAAGAUGUACAGGGGUGGCAAAAUAUGCCUGACUGAUCACUUUAAGCCUUUGUGGGCCAGGAACGUGCCCAAGUUUGGACUAGCUCAUCUCAUGGCUCUGGGGCUGGGUCCAUGGCUGGCAGUGGAAAUCCCCGAUCUGAUUCAGAAGGGCGUGAUUCAGCAUAAAGAGAAAGGCAACCCAUGAAGGAUCAAGCCACUGAGGCAGGACAGAGGGACCUUUGACGGGCUAUGUUCUGUUCCUGUUUCUGUGCCUCACUCCUACUCAUCCACCUGCUUCCCCCCCAAGCCCCUCCACCCAUAAUUGUUACUAAGUAGCUGCAUCAGGCAUUGCUGAAAAAAAUAAACAACGCAAUCGCCACUGAAUUUCUAAGGCUACGCAGGGAGGGGAAAGACGGGGGCUUUGGAAAACCAAGGCAAUUCAUAUCCCUUCCCCAGGUGGAACAAUGUGAGAUCCAGGAAGGAUGGGAAGCAGGCUGGAAAGUGGGGGCAUAGUCUUUUUGGUCUCUGGAGAUAACUCAUCAAUAAAAGCUGCUUCCUCUGAUGA